This is a messenger RNA of Monopterus albus (swamp eel), 5319 nucleotides long. It is a transcript of the gene pax7a, whose product is annotated as paired box 7a. The record is from RefSeq and is a predicted model, not a curated record. The coding region runs from base 457 to 2682 and encodes 741 amino acids. Lineage: Eukaryota; Metazoa; Chordata; Actinopteri; Synbranchiformes; Synbranchidae. Gene Ontology annotation, biological process: regulation of transcription by RNA polymerase II; anatomical structure development. Gene Ontology annotation, molecular function: RNA polymerase II cis-regulatory region sequence-specific DNA binding; DNA-binding transcription factor activity, RNA polymerase II-specific. The transcript is spliced from 13 exons.
UAAAAGAAAAGGCAGGGAGCCUAUGGGAGCGCUCGACUGUCUCCUCCUACGACACGCACGAAAGUUGGCCACUUAAACUACUUCCAGCCAGCCAGCAGACAUUACACUGAAACUACAGCAAGGGAAAAUAACAACAGCGGUUUUUCCCCAACCCAAACACACAGCUUUAAGUGCAGCUCCUCCAUUUUGCAGAGUUCCCUGUUUUAAGGGAUUUUUACAAAAUCGUCGUCUUUGUCUGUUUCUUUUUGUAUUUUGGCACAUUGCUCGCACCAGAGGAGAGCAUCGUUUUUAAUUUCAUUCCGGUGAAAGAAAGGCUUGUCCAGUUUCUCCCUGGGACUGGGAUUUGACAGCAGAUUUUUGAGCAUUUUCAAGACAUUCCGGUUUUUGACUUGGACUUUGUGAGAGUAGCAGACUCGUGCAGAAUCCGGUUUUGGCGUUUGUACGAGUAGCUGUAGGAUGGCUACUUUACCAGGAACAGUGCCUCGGAUGGUGCGCCCUGCGCCAGGCCAGAACUAUCCUCGGACCGGCUUCCCUCUGGAAGUAUCCACCCCUCUGGGCCAGGGUAGGGUGAACCAGCUUGGCGGUGUGUUCAUCAAUGGGAGGCCCCUGCCAAAUCACAUCCGGCACAAGAUAGUGGAGAUGGCUCACCACGGCAUCCGACCCUGCGUAAUCUCGCGACAACUGCGAGUUUCUCAUGGUUGUGUCUCCAAGAUCCUGUGCAGGUACCAAGAGACCGGAUCGAUCCGUCCGGGAGCCAUAGGAGGCAGCAAGCCCAGGGUGGCAACUCCUGACGUGGAAAAGCGAAUCGAGGAGUACAAGAGAGAAAACCCGGGAAUGUUCAGCUGGGAGAUCCGGGACAAGCUGCUGAAGGACGGGGUGUGCGACAGAAGCACAGUUCCUUCAGGUGAGGCUUCAUCUGUGAGCUCCAUCAGCCGCGUGUUGAGGGCCCGAUUUGGCAAAAAAGAUGACGAGGAUGACUGUGAUAAGAAGGAUGAAGAUGGAGAAAAGAAAACAAAGCAUAGCAUCGAUGGCAUCCUCGGUGAUAAAUGUAACCGCACAGAUGAUGGUUCAGAUGUAGAUUCGGAGCCCGACUUGCCCCUGAAGAGGAAGCAGAGGCGUAGUCGCACCACCUUCACUGCUGAGCAGCUGGAGGAGCUAGAGAAGGCUUUUGAAAGGACACAUUACCCAGACAUCUACACCAGAGAGGAGCUGGCUCAGAGGACGAAACUCACAGAGGCCAGAGUACAGGUGUGGUUCAGCAACAGACGAGCUCGGUGGCGCAAACAGGCUGGGGCCAAUCAGCUUGCGGCCUUCAACCACUUGCUUCCUGGAGGAUUCCCACCCACAGGGAUGCCAACUUUACCCACAUACCAGCUACCAGAGUCCAGCUACCCCAGCACUACCCUAUCACAGGAGGGCAGCAGUACAUUGCACAGACCUCAGCCCCUGCCCCCAUCCUCCAUGCACCAGGGAGGUCUGAGUGCUGACAGCAGCUCUGCUUAUGGUCUUUCAUCCAAUCGCCAUGGCUUCUCCAGCUACUCUGAUACUUUCAUGAGUCCUUCAGCAUCCAGCAACCACAUGAACCCUGUUGGCAAUGGGCUCUCCCCACAGCUAUUUCUUCAAGUGUCUGGCAUUGAUGGCCUAGCGGUUGCUGUAAAGAUUGACAAAAAUUCUCUGAUUCCCAGUAAAUGGGCUGUGGUGGCGAAGUGCCAAGGCUGUAAUGGAAUCCUGCAGCGUUCAGCAGUCCCGACAGGAGCUCGCGUCCAUUCCAAUCCCAUAACCUAUCCCGACAGCACACAUUUUCCCAUUACAGGCGGUGGAAAAGCCAUCCACACUCAAACUGGUUGCUGUCAUUGCCUUCCUGCCCGUGCGGCGCUGCACCGUACCACGCACGCUGACACCAUGCUCACCAGCGACUCCCCACAACUGUCUGAGAGAGAUAAGCCAGGGGAGACUCCAAACUGCGCUGCUGCUCCUCCAUUAGCUAGCGCAGGCGCUUCUUUUAAAAACGGGCAAACAACCCCCACCUCUCCUCCUCCUCCUCCUCCUCCUAUUCCUCCUCCUGUUUUUCUCCUUCACACCCUCGAUCUGCCUUCUGGAGCUACUCCCUCAUACACACAGAGGCCCUGCCUCAUUGAAGCCAUUCUCCUAGAAUCAGAAAAUCUGCCGUUUAAUUUAGAAGAGGCGUUGGUGCAAGUGUCUGCAGCUUGGCUCCAUAUGGCAGGGAGCAUCACGUGUGUCCAGCAUGAAGAGGGCUAUGAAUCUCCCUCUUAUGGAUACAUGUCACAUGCUUUGUCCACAGAUGUGGAGGGGACGGUGAUGAGUAUCCUGAGUAACCCCAGCGCUGUACCCUCCCAGCCCCAGCACGACUUUUCCAUUUCCCCCCUACACAGCAGCCUGGAGAGCUCCAACUCCAUCUCGGCCAGCUGCAGUCAGCGUUCUGACACCAUCAAGAGUGUGGACAGCCUGGCAUCCUCGCAGUCAUACUGCCCCCCCACCUACAGCGCCACCAGCUACAGCGUAGACCCUGUCACUGCAGGCUACCAGUACAGCCAGUAUGGCCAGACUGCUGUAGACUACCUGGCUAAGAAUGUGAGCUUGUCCACCCAGAGGAGGAUGAAACUUGGAGACCACUCUGCUGUGCUGGGACUGCUGCAGGUGGAGACGGGACAGGCCUACUAAAGCCCUGGGGACACACACCCUGGGGCUCUCACCUCACUCUCUGCCACCUUCUUCCAUGCUUCAUCAAGUCUGGACUCCAACUCUAGCUCGCCUGAGUGCCGCUCACUCCUCAGCCUGGCCAUGACAUCAGCGCACAGAUACGCACCCUUGAGGUGCACCGGGGAAAGUGACGCUUGCGGGUGUGACAAGGCUCUUCCGGGAAUGGAACUAAACAUUUCACAUCACUGUUACCACCAGACGGCUCUGCACCCUCUCUUUGCAAUCUCUGGGCACCUCUGCCUGUUCCACAAACUCCAUCCCCAAACCCUGUUUUAUUUUGUUCAGAGGGCCCAAACGAACCCCUGCUGACCUGAGAACGGUUUCAUUUUGUCACGACUGCAGUCCAGCACUCGUUCCGGGCCAUCAACUACAUGUACUUUAACCUUGCUGUUCAUAGUAGUUAAAAAAACCAAUAUCAUUUGAGCGAGUCUUAUUCUUGUUCCUUUUUGAUAUUGUUAAUAUUAUUGUUGCUGUUAUAUGAUUAUGGUUAAUGUGAUUUACGUUGUUCUUUGAUUCCAUACAUAUCUCUUUUCUCUGUUAGAUGCUGGUGUGUAAAACACAGUGGAUGACUGAGUCAAUUUGGGAAUAAGCGUCUCUCGCGUGUGCAUGUUUGCGUGUCGGCACACAAGAGAGGAUGAUUGUUUUCCAAGCUGCUGUUCCUCUGCCUGUUCCCUGAGCUCUAAUGUUGGUGAGCGGUUUGACCUUCUCACUUCUAUACUCAUCUUGACAUUCCUAAAGAACUUGGCCACUCUGUGGGAAGUCUGACUGGAUGGAUUCUGCAGGGAAUUUAAGCAGCAUUUUGGCAGCCGAUAGCUUUCCCCUUCUAACCUCCAUCCUAUCCUAGGCCACGGUCCAUGGGGAGAGAGGCAUUGUUUGCAAAAACAUGAUUGGGGAAAUUAAUGUAUUUUGUUUAGAAAUAUGGACCUUGCCAAGGAGGGCUAACUCAGCUAGUGCCCCCACCCCUCUGCAUCCACUCCUGCCAGGGAAUCCUGUGUGAAUUAAACAGUGUGGAGCAGAUUAAAUCACACACACAUAUAAUGUGAAAGCUAAUUCACAGUGACCCUUCACAUUACUAGCCACUAUUUCAGUUUUUUAGAGUAAUUAGCACAUUUUUUUAAACGCACUUUCACUCAAUUUUCAGACUAAAUAAGCACUCCGUCAAAGCAUUCCUCAAUCUCCAUUUCCAGCUAUACUAUAAGCAUUCCAGUGCUUUCUGUCAUGAGACUGCAAAGUACCCAAGAUGCGUCAUUCACAUGCAAAAACCAUAUAAUCCAGCUGGUCAUGAAAGUGGACAGGUGACGCCACUGUUUGACCCCUUCUCUGGUUAAGACUGGAGCUUUGUCUACUGCUCCACUUUGACGUACUCACUGAAAUGUACAAAAAGAAGAAAAAAGUUUAAAGAAUAGUACAUAUGAGACAUUUGUAUAGCACUCAUAGUUGACUUUUGACACAGGCCAGGACCAGCUGUUCCCUUGAGAUUGGCAUCAUUGUGAUAUUAAUGAUAUACACAGAACUGUUAACUUUAUCUCAAGACAAAAUUUGGUCCUUAGUCGCCUUUAUAAACUGAAAACUGUACAGUUCAGUAGCUGGAGCAGACUGUGUAUUGUUUGUUUAUAAAGAAUAUGUUUUAUACUAAAACAACUAUGUUGCGUGGUAGGUAAGCAGGGGAUCUGUCGAAGUAAAUGUUUGAUUUGAAUUUCCUUAACUGGCUUGUUUUCUGUUGGUUUUGUUUUAACUGUAUUUAAUUGGUUUAUCUGUUUGACGAACAGUUUUGUUUCUGGUUUGGGCCCAGGUAAGAAUGAAUUUGUCUAAGCUAGCAACAUAUAAAUUCUUUUAAAAUGUUGCAAUUAAAAUAGUAAAAAAAAAAAAUAAAGGAUCAAACUGAGCUCAACGAAAAAUGAAAGCUUGAUGACAGACUACUUGGACCAUAGGACCACUGUAUAUAUGAAAAUGUGGCUGGAUGAAACAUCAUCAUGUGUCAGAGUAUUCUGAGGGUGUUUCUGACAACCUGGUCUUACAGACUGAUUAUUAGCGCAGACCAGACUUGACUGGACCACGGACCUAACACACCUGAACUCCUGAGCCUUCAGUGUGGAACUCUGUCAACGGUUCAUCGUGUUAAUGAAGCUGGUAAAAACAGCCUCUCUGCUCUGGGAAACUGAAUCAAGUCAUGUUUGAUUUGUGGACCAAUAAGACUUCAGGAGAAAAAGUCAAAGCAACGCUGACUCCACACUGAAUCACAGCAGCUCCAGCUGCUGCUCUGCUUAGAUGCCUCACUCGUGUAUAUUUUAAAAAGGAAGAAUUUUAGGAUUGUCUUUAGUGUAUCAAACCCAUUUCUAACACUUGCAUCAAUAAGCAUUUGGAUAUUUAAAGCACACAGCUCCUUAUCCUCCACCCGUCUGUUGAACCUUUAACCUGUUUAGUUGCUUUCUGACAUCUGUGCUUUGCUUUAUUCCUUUUUCUGUUCCGCAUGUGUGUAUAUUAUCAUGGUAUAAUUUAUUCUGCUGUAUGAAGUAUUAGACUAGUGGGAAACUUGUAUUGGUAUUUACUACCUUCAGCCUGUUGGUGUGUUUACUGUAACACUGGCGUAACUGUUAU